AUGCCUACCAGACUGUCGAAGACCAGAAAGCACCGUGGCCACGUCUCGGCCGGUAAGGGUCGUAUCGGCAAGCACCGCAAGCAUCCCGGUGGUCGUGGUAUGGCCGGUGGUCAGCACCACCACCGUACCAACAUCGACAAGUACCACCCUGGUUACUUCGGUAAGGUUGGUAUGCGAUACUUCCACAAGCAACAGAACCACUUCUGGAAGCCCAUCGUCAACCUGGACAAGCUGUGGUCGCUUGUCCCCGCCGAGACCCGUGAGGCCUACCUCUCUGGCGAGAAGAAGGAGACCGUCCCCGUCAUCGACCUCCUUCCCCUCGGUUACUCCAAGGUCCUCGGAAAGGGCCGUCUCCCCGAAGUUCCCCUGGUCGUUCGUGCCCGCUGGGUCAGCAAGCUCGCCGAGAAGAAGAUCACCGAGGCUGGUGGUGUCGUUGAGCUCGUCGCAUAA
Pestalotiopsis fici W106-1 is the source of this 450-nucleotide messenger RNA. Its product is annotated as 60S ribosomal protein L27a. Gene Ontology annotation, biological process: translation. The coding region runs from base 1 to 450 and encodes 149 amino acids. NCBI's taxonomy places the organism in Eukaryota, Fungi, Ascomycota, Sordariomycetes, Amphisphaeriales, Sporocadaceae. The record is from RefSeq and is a predicted model, not a curated record. Gene Ontology annotation, cellular component: ribosome; cytosolic large ribosomal subunit. Gene Ontology annotation, molecular function: structural constituent of ribosome. The transcript is spliced from 3 exons.